AAACUAAACUCAAACCACCUUGUGGCGUCAUGCGACGCGUCUAUCCUCGCUCCACAAGGCACUUCGCGGUAUGAGGCCGUCGAUAUAAAGCCAGAUCAUGAGGAAUGGGAGGAUUAUAUCUUUGAACCACUGACGAAUACAUUAUGACGAGAAACGAAGUGAAAGACAAGAAUGGUGAGCCGAUCCACGAAGGCGAUAAAGUUGGCACGAAAUUCAGAGGAGGGCGGAGAGAGGGUUUGGUCGAGAAGAUCGUGACUUCCGACUCCCAAGAUACCUCCGACCUCCCAAUAGACGUCCAGAAUGCACCAAAGGUCGUCUUUAAGGACCAGCAUGGCCAUACCGUGUCGCACAACCCUGGCACGCUCACACACGCCAGCGAGUAAAUGAUCCGACCCAUUGAUCAAUGAAUGUCUGUAACAUACUUCGAGUGCCAUCUUCGUCUUGAUUAUAUGCUUUGUAUAAUACGC
Molecule: messenger RNA, 467 nt
Organism: Gloeophyllum trabeum ATCC 11539
Lineage: Eukaryota; Fungi; Basidiomycota; Agaricomycetes; Gloeophyllales; Gloeophyllaceae
Exons: 4
Coding region: 144-383 (79 amino acids)
Source: RefSeq, a predicted model, not a curated record